Centruroides sculpturatus (bark scorpion) is the source of this 1858-nucleotide messenger RNA. RefSeq lists its product as uncharacterized. Lineage: Eukaryota; Metazoa; Arthropoda; Arachnida; Scorpiones; Buthidae. The record is from RefSeq and is a predicted model, not a curated record. Bases 336 to 1835 code for a protein of 499 amino acids. The transcript is spliced from 2 exons. Gene Ontology annotation, molecular function: zinc ion binding; nucleic acid binding.
GGCAGUUCAAAUGUAUAUAUGUAGUAGCGCGCCUGCGCACUGCAGAGUUCUGCACCGUUAUGUACUUCAAUAAAGACGUGUUGAUUUAGCUGUUCAUGAGAAUCCGUUUCAAUCCUUUUCGUAAUCUAAUUCCGACGUUAAUACAUACCAAUUCUGGCGACGAGGUGGAUCAAAGAUAAUAUAUUUCUACAAUUUUAUUCAAGAAUACUGAAGUUUAUUUAUUUUUUCUCGACCAAUUCGACGAAGUCAACACGUGGCUAUCUUCAGCUAGAUUUACCUUCGACCCGUAAGUUACCAAAUUGCUUAUUAUCAUUGUUUUCUUUCCUUAUUCGAAAAUGGCAAAUGUGAUUAACGUUAACCCGUACAACGUAAAUACUGAUUGGGAUGAAUACGUUGAACAAUUGGAAGAAUUCUUUAUAGCGUCCGAUAUCACCGACGAUAGAAAAAUGGUGGCUUACAAACUAUUAAGGAACCUUUGUCUCCCAGAUAAACCUUCUUCGAAGACAUUUGCUGAUUUAAAAAGUAUAAUGAGGUCCCAUAGAAAUAAAUCAGUCAGUAUUAUUUCCGAGAGAGCGAACUUUACUCGCCGGGUACAAAAAGAAGGAGAAUCGAUUAACGAUUUUAUAGUUUGUUUAAAAUCAUUAAGUGAAAAGUGUGAUUUUGGAGAUUCCCUUGCUUCACGUUUAAGAGAUCAAUUCGUGUCGGGCUUGUACGACCCUAGGAUUCGUUCAAAUCUAUUUGCUAAAAAUGAGUCGGAAUUAGACCUUCAGAAAGCGAUCAAUUAUGCUAUUGCUAUGGAACAAGCUCUGAUUGAUGCAGGUCGUUUCAAUAAAUUGCCACUCGAAAACGAUUGUUUUAAAAUUCGUUCCACAAAGUUCUCUAACAGAAAGAAGGAGUUUAGUGAGAAUAGUCCUAGAGAUAAAACUAAGUUUGAAACAAAGAAAACCAGUACUUACAUCUGUAAAUCUUGUGGAAGCAAAAAUCAUUCCCGUGAGAAUUGUAGAUUUAGAACAUUUACCUGUAAUAAAUGUGGCAUUCUUGGUCAUAUUGCAAGGGUUUGUGGAAAAACUAAACAUUCUCAUGUGAGCAUACACCAACUAUCUCAUACUGACAAAGAUUCAAAUGAUUACUUAGAGAUAGAUAAUUCAUCUUAUUUAAAUCUUUUCAAUAUUCAAGAUGUCUCCACACCAGUUCCACCUAUUAUUCUCACUCUUUCUAUUAAUAAGAAGAACAUUAGUUUUGAAGUUGAUACUGGCUCCCCACUUUCCAUCAUUUCUGAAUCCACUUUCAACAGAGACUUAUCAUCCUUUUCUUUACAUGAGUCUAAACAUUUUCUUUGCACAUAUGGAAAUUUCAAGUUGAAUGUAUUAGGAUUUAUUAUAGUACCAGUUCUUUACAAUCGUUCUCGCCAUAAACUUCGUCUUUAUGUGGUUCGUCAUGGUAAUGCUAACCUCAUUGGAAGAGAUUGGAUUCGAGAGUUAAAGCUCUCAUGUAAAAUCAAUAGUAUUACUCCCAAGAUUCCUCAUACAAACUCUAAUCUGCUUUCUCUACUAGACAAAUAUUCUACUGUAUUUUCUGAAGGCAUCGGAUGUUCUAAAUCAAUAUUCCUUCAUUUAACGUUAAAACCAGAUGCACAUCCUAUUUUUCUGAAGCCAAGGACAGUUCCUUUUUCCCUCAGGGAUAAAGUUGAAGCAGAGUUAUCUAGGUUAGAAAAGGCUGGAGUUAUUUCUAAGAUAUCCAACAGUGCUUGGGCCACACCUAUAAUUCCAGUAGUUAAAAAUGAUGGUAGUGUUAAGAUAGCUGGACUUUUCAAUCUAACCUUGAAUAUAUUAUAAAAAUGAAUGAAGUAUUGAAUUAA